GAGAAGCGCGCCAAUAGCUGAGUCAAUUUCUUUGAAGCUGCAAACUUCCCUAAACAUAAACUGAGACUCCAUAUACUUGAUGCAAAUUUUCAAUAACUCCAAUGCAAAAUUUAAGGUAAAUUCUUACAUUUCUUUGGGAAUCUCAUGAAAUUUCUUCAUCUGAGUAAUUUUUCUUCUGAGCCGUUGGAGAAUUUGAUGAGAGGCCGAAGUCGAAAGCACACGCAUCUAUGAAGACUGGGGCACGGAAGUCGCCGCCGCCGCACCACCUGAUGCAGUUGCCGCUUGAGCUUCGUCUUCGGCGAUUUGCUUACCGUUUUUUCAGAUGGAAUGGCAGAUCUUGCUAGCUAUGGGAAUUCUGAUCGUGAUAUUGAGCAAGCACUUGUAGCUUUAAAAAAAGGCUCCCAAUUACUUAAGUAUAAUCGAAAAGGGAAGCCAAAAUUUCGUCCCUUCAGACUCUCAUCCGAUGCUACAACAUUGAUUUGGAUUUCUCAUGGACGGGAAAAAAAUCUGAAAUUGUCUUCUGUUUCACGUAUCAUUCCCGGACAAAGAACUGCUGUCUUUAGAAGGCAUUUGCGCCCAGAAAAGGAUUAUCUAUCAUUUUCACUUGUUUAUAAAAACGGGGAACGAACACUUGAUCUGAUUUGCAAGGACAAAGCUGAGGCAGAGAUAUGGUUUGGAGGCCUUAAAGCAUUAAUUUCUCCAGGACAACACACCCUACGAUCUAAAAGUAACUUAUAUGAUCUACAGGAUGGUGUCGACUUUUUCCCAAUUAACCGUCCUUUUGGUGCAACAUUAGAGUUUACUUCAAGCAUUGCACGUGGCAGGGAUUCCACAGAUUCAGGAUCUCGUGAUUCUCCAUUGUAUUGGGCAACCUCAGAUGUGACAUCAGAACGUUCAAAUAUGCAACUAAGGACAAGUGCUUCAGAUGGCUUCCGUGUUAGUGUGUCAAGCACACCUAGUUGUUCAAGUGGAGGAUCAGGACCAGACGACAUAGAGUCAUUAGGUGAUGUUUAUAUAUGGGGAGAUGUUUGGAUUGAUGGGCCUUCACCUGAUACAUUGGGAAGUCAAGUUGCUUUGAUGACAGAUGUGCUGGUUCCUCGGCCAUUGGAGUCAAAUGUUGUUCUUGAUGUUCAACAAAUUGCAUCUGGUGUGCGUCACAUUGCUCUAGUUACAAGGCAGGGAGAGGUUUUUUCUUGGGGUGAGGAAUCCGGGGGAAGACUUGGUCAUGGGAUUGAUAAAGACUUCUGCCACCCUCAUCUUAUUGAGUUCCUCUCUGUUCAAAAUGUUGAAUUUAUUGCAUGUGGGGAGUAUCAUACGUGUGCUAUUUCUACGUCUGGUGAUCUAUUCACCUGGGGAGAUGGUGCUUAUAAUGCUGGGCUUCUUGGUCAUGGCAGUGAUGUUAGUCACUGGAUACCAAAGAGGGUCACUGGCCCUUUAGAAGGGCUUCAAGUUUUACACAUUUCUUGCGGUACAUGGCAUUCUGCAUUAGCAACCUCUAAUGGGAAAUUGUUUACCUUUGGAGAUGGAACAUUUGGUGUCUUGGGCCAUGGAGAUCGGAUGAGUGUGUCAUAUCCAAGGGAGGUACAAUCAUUGAGCGGAUUGAAGACUAUUAAGGUUGCUUGUGGAGUAUGGCACACUGCAGCCAUUGUAGAGGUUAUGGGUCAUCAAGGUUCUAAUAUUUCAUCCAGGAAGCUCUUCACUUGGGGUGAUGGUGACAAGUAUCGUUUGGGUCAUGGAAACAAGGAAACAUACCUUCAACCAACUUGUGUCUCUGCACUAAUUGAUUAUAAUUUCCACCAGAUAGCUUGCGGGUACACUUUGACUGUUGCCCUAGAUACAUCAGGUCUUGUAUUUACUAUGGGCAGCACUGCGUAUGGUCAGUUAGGAAAUCCUUUGUCUGAUGGAAAAACACCUGCAAAGGUUCAAGAUAAGUUGGUUGGUGAAUUUGUUGAGGAAAUAUCAUGUGGAGCGCAUCAUGUUGCUGUCUUGACAUCAAGAAGCGAACUAUAUACUUGGGGGAGGGGAGCGAAUGGAAGAUUGGGGCAUGGGGACACAGAAGACCGAAAAUCUCCAACACUGGUUGAAGGUUUAAAAGAUAGGCAUGUAAAAAAUAUCUCAUGUGGCUCAAAUUUUACAUCUUGCAUAUGCAUCCAUAAAUGGGUUUCUGGAUCUGAUCAAUCUAUUUGCUCCGGUUGUCGGCAAGCAUUUGGUUUUACUAGAAAAAGGCAUAAUUGUUAUAAUUGUGGGUUGGUGCAUUGCCAUGCUUGUAGUUCUAAGAAGGCAUUGAGAGCAGCAUUGGCUCCCACACCAGGAAAACCACAUCGUGUGUGUGAUGCUUGUUAUAGCAAGCUUAAAGCUACUGAGACUGGUAGUGCUUCCACUUCUAGUAGAAAACCUACUCCUCCUCGUCAAUCCAUAGAUGAGAGGGAAAGAUUAGACCGGGGAGAAACAAGGUCUUCAAGAGUUCUCAUGUCUUCUAUCACUGAGCCAGUAAAAUUCCUUGAGAUAUGGGGCAAUAAGCCCGAAUCUAAACACGAUUUUUCUUCCCUUGCUCGAAAUCCACAAUCAAUUUCACAAUUCAAAGAUGUUGCAUUUCCAAAUUCAUUGAAGCCCAUUCAUAAUGCAUUCAAGCCUGCUUCUGUAACUUUAAGUCCACCACGAACUCCACCGGCCAAUUCAAGACCUGCAUCGCCAUAUACAAGAAGACCAAGUCCACCACGUUCUCCCACCCCUGGAUUUUCUAGAACCCUUAUCGAAAAUUUGAGGAAAUCAAAUGAGCUUCUGAACCAAGAAAUCUCAAAAUUACAAAAUAAAGUUCGAAGUUUGAAACAGAAGAACGACGUGCAAGAUAUGGAGAUUCAGAAGCUAAAGAAAAAUGUUGAGAAAGCAACCUUGUUGACUGGAGAGGAAUCUUCUAAGCAGAGUCUAGCUAGGGAAUUUAUUAAGACCAUGAAAGAUCAGUUGAAGGAUGUGACGCAGAAUUUGCCACCAGAGAGUCUAGACAGUGAGACCUUGAGAAAUAUCCAUGCUCAAGCUGAAGAUUUUCUAAGGGAAAAUACAGAAUCUGAAGCAUCAUCUUCCGUACUUCCAAGCUUGGAGCCUAAUCAAGAAAUUGGACGUGAUACAUCAGUUUCAGGUAUUGAUGGUUCCAAAUCGCAAGAACAUGAAGUUGAAGAAACUGUAGAUUCUACUGGAGCUGAACCAUCUCAUGAUCCAGGAAAUUCUCUUCAAGAAAGCAAUAGAUCAUCUAUAUCUAGUAUAGAGGUAGCAACUCCUCCACAAAGCUCAGAAAAUGAUUCACAAUCACCAGACUCAAUGAAACUAGGGAGAGAGAAAGAAUCACAGGUCAUCGAACAAUUUGAACCUGGUGUUUAUGUGACGCUAGUGGUAUGGCCAAGUGGUAUAAAGGUUUUCAAACGAGUUAGAUUCAGUAAGCGAAGGUUUGAUGCACAACAAGCAGAAGAAUGGUGGAAUACAAACAAAGAUAGGGUGUUUAGAAAGUAUAGUUCAUCAGCAACAAAUUCUUCAGCUUCUGGGUCGUCAUCAUCUAGAACUAAACCCUUAGCUGAAGAGAACACUUAAUUUUCUUUUCAUAGUCUAUCUAGUCAACAGAAAAUAUAGAAUAGCUGCAUACCAAUCCACCAAGUGUAAAGAAAACUAUAAUUAGACAACUAGUUUAAUUUGAAGUGACAAGUCGAACAGCAAGAAUGCACAAUAUACUUGAAUGUAACUUUGUACUGCAGAAUAUAGAAUUGAUGUACCACCCAAAUUUGAUUUAGAUGUAGAAAAAUUGCUUGUUUUUGAA
This is a messenger RNA of Prosopis cineraria, 3805 nucleotides long. Its product is annotated as PH, RCC1 and FYVE domains-containing protein 1. The record is from RefSeq and is a predicted model, not a curated record. The transcript is spliced from 10 exons. Gene Ontology annotation, molecular function: metal ion binding. The coding region runs from base 328 to 3582 and encodes 1084 amino acids. Lineage: Eukaryota; Viridiplantae; Streptophyta; Magnoliopsida; Fabales; Fabaceae.